Messenger RNA from Hevea brasiliensis (rubber tree), 1170 nucleotides. RefSeq lists its product as uncharacterized. Gene Ontology annotation, biological process: GPI anchor biosynthetic process. NCBI's taxonomy places the organism in Eukaryota, Viridiplantae, Streptophyta, Magnoliopsida, Malpighiales, Euphorbiaceae. The transcript has 6 exons. The record is from RefSeq and is a predicted model, not a curated record. Gene Ontology annotation, cellular component: glycosylphosphatidylinositol-N-acetylglucosaminyltransferase (GPI-GnT) complex. The coding region runs from base 284 to 841 and encodes 185 amino acids.
UGCUUCAAAUAUUCCAUUAAAAAAAAAAAAAAAACUUUCCUUCAAACCUAAUUCUGUCCCCUUUCUCGAUCUUUCCCAAUCAAGCUUGAAGGCUUGAAGUAGCAACGCUUGCAACAAGAUUUCGCUGAACAUUGAAGCUAGACGGACACUUUAGCUUCCGCAUCGUUCAAGCUCCGGCAACCCUCAACAGCGGCUGCAACUGAUUGGGAUUUUCUGGAAAGACAUUUUGAGUUUAAGGUGUAAUUAUGUUCCCUGCCACGAUAUAAACUCACAAAUAUAAACGAUGGUUGAGUUCUCUAUUACUAAUCAAAGAUAUACUUACAUAGAUGAUCAUAAAUGGCCUUCUGAAGAAAUUGACAUUCACCAUAUUAUAGUUCGGAAGAGCAAUGCAAAAGGUUUCAUUGUAUGCGUAUCAGCUUUUGUUGUUUUAGCAAAUGGCCUUUGUCUCUUUCUAGUCAAGGAUAUAUCAAUCAGCAUUAUUUUCUGGAGCUUUCUUUUAAGUGCAAUCCUUGUCAAAUUAAUGUUUUGGAAGUCUGUUGUAAAAGAGUCUGUUGUGGUAAUGCCAGCUUUUGGGGUCCAACUUGAAACUCAUUAUAGAAGCGGAAGAAUUGCCCGCCGCUUUGUUCCCAUUGGCAAGAUUUUGAAACCUGUGCUGCUAGAAUGUGUGACUCCAAUUACUUGUUACUGGAGCCUGUCCCUUAUUUUACGUGGGGAAGCAGAUUUAAUGUUGGUUUUUAAGGAAUUGCAUCCACCUAUGAAGAUGUUGGUCCCUAUCUGGAAGGCCUUGUGUAUUGCCUGUGGCAGUGAAGAAAGUUCAGACCCCUCUAUAAAAAAUGGCUAACGCCAUUGAAGGAUUUAAGAUGAAGGGAAUUGAUGAUGUUAUCUUGUUCUUUAAGCUAUUCCUAAUCAUUUAUUGAUAUUAUUCAUUCACCAUAAUUCAUGAUAGGCAUUUUUUCAUUGGACAUCUCUUAGCCCCAGCUCCAAAAGCAGUAGAUUAGGACUUGGCUUGAUUGAGCAACUGCAUUAAGCGCUCAUUGAAUUUUAGUUGAGGCAGCAAAGGGCGAGGGUUUGAAAGUAGACAGUUUAGCUUUCUAAAGUUUGGGGUCCAAAACAUGUACACACAUCACCAGUUUGUUUAAACUAAAGUUAAUACUUUUCUUCAGUAGUAAA